AUGGCGCAGAAAGGAGUUCAGCUGGACCGGGAAACUUUCUCUUGUUCGAUCUGUCUGGAUCUACUGAAGGAUCCGGUGACGACUACAUGUGGACACAACUACUGCAUGAAGUGUAUUAACAGCCACUGGGAUGGAGAGGAUCAGAAACUGGUCUACAGCUGCCCUCAGUGCAGGAAGGCCUUCAGAACGAGGCCAAAGCUGGAGAAAAACACCAUGUUAGCAGAUUUAGUGGAACAGCUGAAGAAGACUGGCCUCCAAGCUGCUCCUGCUGACCACUGCUAUGCUGGACCUGGGGAUGUGGCCUGUGAUGUCUGCAUUGGGAGAAAACUGAAAGCCUUCAAGUCCUGUCUGCAGUGUCUGGCCUCGUACUGUGAGAAACACCUCCAGCCUCAUUAUGAAUCACCUCCAUUAAAGAAACACAAGCUGGUGGAGCCCUCCGAGAAGCUGCAGGAGAACAUCUGCUCUCAGCACGAUGAGGUGAUGAAGAUGUUCUGCCGGACCGAUCGGCAGUCUUUCUGUUAUCUCUGCUCUGUGGACCAACAUAAAGGCCACGACACGGUCUCAGCUGCAGCAGAAAGGAGCGAGAGGCAGAAAGAGCUGGAGGUGAGUCGACUCAACAUCCAGCAGAGAAUCCAGGACAGAGAGAAAGAUGUGAAGCUGCUUCAACAGGAGCUGGAGGCCAUCAAUCUCUCUGCUGAUAAAGCAGUGGAGGACGGUGAGAAGAUGUUCACUGAGCUGAUCCGUCUCAUGCAGAAAAGAAGCUCUGAGGUGAAGCGGCAGGUCAGAUCCCAGCAGGAAACUGAAGUGAGUGGAGUCAAAGAGGUGGAGGAGAAGCUGCAGCAGGAGAUCAGAGAGCUGAAGAGGAAAGACGCUGAACUGAAGAAGCUCUCAAACACAGAGGACCACAACCAGUUUCUCCACAGCUAUCCCUCACUGUCAGCACUCAGCCCGUCUACAUCCAGCAUCCAGAUCCGUCCUCGCCGCCGCUUUGACCACGUGACAGCGGCCGUGUCACGAGUCAGAGACAAACUGCAGGACGUUCUGAGAGACAAAUGGACAGACGUCUCACUGACUGAAGUGGAUGUUUUACUGUCAGAUUCACCAGCAGAGCCCACAACCAGAGCUGAGUUCUUAAAAUAUUCAUGUGAGAUCACAAUGGAUCCAAACACAGCAGGCACAUGGCUGUUAUUAUCUGAGGGGAACAGAAAAGCAACAUGCAUGAGUCAUCAACAGUCCUAUCCAAGUCACCCAGACAGAUUCACUGAAUGGCCUCAGGUCCUGAGUAGAGAGAGUCUGACUGGACGAUGUUACUGGGAGGUGGAGUGGAGAGGGAAUGGAGUUGAUGUAGCAGCUUCAUACAACAACAUCAGCAGAGAGUCUGUAUUUGGACGCAAUGACAAGUCUUGGGCAUUAACAUGUUUCAAGAACAAAUAUACAUUUUGGUACAACAAGAUCCAAACUCCCGUCUCAGGUCCUCGGUCCUCCAGAGUGGGAGUGUACCUGGAUCACAGAGCAGGUAUUCUGUCCUUCUACAGCGUCUCUGAAACCAUGACCCUCCUCCACAGAGUCCAGACCACGUUCACUCAGCCGCUCUAUGCUGGACUUGAUCUUGGUUACAGCGAUGGAGCUACUGCUGAGUUCUGUGAAAUGGCGCAGAAAGGAGUUCAGCUGGACCGGGAAACUUUCUCUUGUUCCAUCUGUUUGGAUCUACUGAAGGAUCCGGUGACUCUUUCCUGUGGACACAACUACUGCAUGAAGUGUAUUAACAGCCACUGGGAUGGAGAGGAUCAGAAACUGGUCUACAGCUGCCCUCAGUGCAGGAAGGCCUUCAGAACGAGGCCAAAGCUGGAGAAAAACACCAUGUUAGCAGAUUUAGUGGAUCAGCUGAAGAAGACUGGACUCCAAGCUGCUCCUGCUGACCACUGCUAUGCUGGACCUGGAGAUGUGGCCUGUGAUGUCUGCACUGGGAGAAAACUGAAAGCCUUCAAGUCCUGUCUGACCUGUUCAGCCUCUUACUGUGAGAAACACCUUCAGCCUCAUUAUGAAUCACCUCCAUUAAAGAAACACAAGCAGAUGGAGCCCUCCGAGAAGCUGCAGGAGAACAUCUGCUCUCAGCAUGAUGAGGUGAAGAAGAUGUUCUGCCGGACCGAUCGGCAGUCUAUCUGUUAUCUCUGCUCUGUGGACCAACAUAAAGGCCACGACACGGUCUCAGCUGCAGCAGAAAGGAGCGAGAGGCAGAAAGAGCUGGAGGUGAGUCGACUCAACAUCCAGCAGAGAAUCCAGGACAGAGAGAAAGAUGUGAAGCUGCUUCAACAGGAGCUGGAGAUCAGAGAGCUGAAGAGGAAAGACGCUGAACUGAAGAAGCUCUCAAACACAGAGGACCACAACCAGUUUCUCCACAGCUACCCCUCACUGUCAGCACUCAGCCCGUCUACAUCCAGCAUCCAGAUCUGUCCUCGCCGCCGAUUUGACCACGUGACAGCGGCCGUGUCACGAGUCAGAGACAUACUGCAGGACGUCCUGAGAGACAAAUGGACAGACGUCUCACUGACUGAAGUGGAUGUUUUACUGUCAGAUUCACCAGCAGAGCCCACGACCAGAGCUGAGUUCUUAAAAUAUUCAUGUGAGAUCACACUGGAUCCAAACACAGCACACACAGAGCUGUUAUUAUCUGAGGGGAACAGAAAAGCAACAUGCAUGAGUAAUGAACAAUCCUAUCCAAGUCCCCCAGACAGAUUCACUAGAUAUAUUCAGGUCCUGAGUAGAGAGAGUCUGACUGGACGAUGUUACUGGGAGGUGGAGUGGAGAGGGGUCAGAGUUGAUGUAGCAGCUUCAUACAAGAACAUCAGCAGAGGGGAGUCUGAUGACUCUUUAUUUGGACAGAAUGACAAGUCUUGGGCAUUAACAUGUUUCAAGAACAAAUAUACAUUUUGGUACAACAAGAUCCAAACUCCCGUCUCAGGUCCUCAGUCCUCCAGAGUGGGAGUGUACCUGGAUCACAGAGCAGGUAUUCUGUCCUUCUACAGCGUCUCUGAAACCAUGACCCUCCUCCACAGAGUCCAGACCACGUUCACUCAGCCGCUCUAUGCUGGACUUUGGCUUCGUUACAAAGUAGGAGCCACUGCUGAGUUCUGUCAACUCAAAUAACCAAAGGGACAGCAGGUAAAAAUGUGUUUUAACUCUAAAAGCUCCCAUUUUGUUCACCUUUGUGGCGUUUUAUUUGAAGCUUUUAUGUCUAUAAGAGGAUACAUUUGUAGUUUUAUGUGCUAAAACCACCUGAGUUCAGUUGUU
Messenger RNA from Centropristis striata (black sea bass), 3291 nucleotides. Its product is annotated as E3 ubiquitin/ISG15 ligase TRIM25-like. Gene Ontology annotation, molecular function: protein binding; zinc ion binding. The record is from RefSeq and is a predicted model, not a curated record. Lineage: Eukaryota; Metazoa; Chordata; Actinopteri; Perciformes; Serranidae. The coding region runs from base 1 to 3147 and encodes 1048 amino acids. The transcript is spliced from 3 exons.